Molecule: messenger RNA, 2579 nt
Organism: Medicago truncatula (barrel medic)
Lineage: Eukaryota; Viridiplantae; Streptophyta; Magnoliopsida; Fabales; Fabaceae
Product: receptor protein kinase-like protein ZAR1
Exons: 2
Coding region: 237-2366 (709 amino acids)
Biological process (GO): protein phosphorylation
Molecular function (GO): protein binding; ATP binding; protein kinase activity
Source: RefSeq, a predicted model, not a curated record
UGAGAGACACUCACUAACCUUAACCUAAGCUAGGCCAACAAAGUCUUUUGCUUUCCCAUUCUUCCACACAACCUUUUUUACUGUUUUCAACUAUUUCUCUGUCUUCAACACCUUUGCAUUGCUUUGUUUCUCCCCUUCUUUUCUUUUUCUUCUCCUUCUUCUUUCUCUAACAAAACCAUUCCUCUCUUCAUUUUUCCAGCUCCCAACGUUCACAUAGUUUGAGAAGAAGAAUUAAAAUGUUCCCUUUUUCUUUUCAUUUCCUCUUUUUUCUUCUCUUUUGCAACACUCUUUCACCUCUAGCUAAUUCUCUAAACCCUGAAGGCUAUGUUCUUCUAACACUAAAACAAUCCCUCAAAGAUCCACAAGGUUCUAUGAAUAACUGGAACUCUUCUGAUCAAAACCCUUGUUCAUGGAAUGGAAUCACCUGCAAAGACAAAACUGUUGUUUCCAUUAGUAUCCCAAAAAGAAAACUUAAUGGUUCUCUUCCUUCUUCACUAGGUUCUCUUUCACAGCUUCGUCAUGUCAAUUUCAGGAACAAUGAACUCUUUGGACCUUUGCCUCAUGACCUUUUUCAAGCUCAAGGACUUCAAAGUUUGGUGCUUUAUGGUAAUUCCUUUUCUGGGUCUGUUCCUAAUGAGAUUCACAAUCUUAGGUACCUUCAAACUCUAGAUUUGUCUCAAAAUUUCUUUAAUGGGUCGUUUCCUGCUUCAAUUGUUCAAUGUAAGAGACUUAAAACUCUUGUUAUCAGUAGAAAUAAUUUUACUGCUUCUUUGCCUGAUGGAUUUGGUACUGGUUUGUCUUCUCUUGAAAAACUUGACCUUUCUUUCAAUCAAUUUAAUGGUUCAAUUCCUACUGACUUUGGAAAUUUGUCAAGUUUGCAAGGAACUGUUGAUUUGUCUCAUAAUCAUUUUAGUGGUUUAAUCCCAGUUAGCCUUGGAAAUUUGCCUGAGAAGGUUUAUAUUGAUCUUACUUACAAUAAUUUGAAUGGUCCAAUACCACAAAAUGGUGCUUUGAUGAAUAGAGGACCAACUGCUUUUAUUGGAAAUCCUGGUUUGUGUGGUCCGCCUUUGAAGAAUCCAUGUGGUUCUGAUGUUCCAGCUACUAGUUCACCUUCCUCAAAUCCAAAUCUUCCUGUCAAUUAUCCACCAAAUGAUGCUGGUUUUGGUUCUGAGAAAAGCAAAGGGCUAAGUAAAGGUGCUGUGGUUGGCAUUGUUGUUGGUGAUUUAAUUGGAAUUUGUCUUUUAGGUUUGUUGUUCUCUUUCUUUUACUCGAGGGUUUGCGGUUUUACUCAGGAUCAGGAUGAAAAUGAUGUUACCAAGAGAAGGAAAAGAAGGAAAGAGUGUUUUUGUUUCAGAAAGGAUGAAUCUGAGGCACUAUCUGAUAAUGUCGAGCAAUAUGAUCUUGUUCCAUUAGAUUCCCAAGUGGCUUUUGAUUUGGAUGAACUUCUUAAGGCUUCAGCUUUUGUUCUUGGUAAGAGUGGAAUAGGGAUUAUGUACAAAGUUGUUCUUGAAGAGGGGCUUGCUUUGGCUGUGAGAAGAUUGGGGGAAGGAGGUUCUCAAAGGUUUAAAGAAUUUCAAACAGAAGUAGAAGCUAUAGGGAAGUUAAGGCAUCCAAAUAUUGCUACUCUUCGAGCUUAUUACUGGUCUGUUGAUGAGAAGCUUCUCAUAUAUGAUUAUAUACCAAAUGGAAGCCUUGCUUCAGCAAUUCACGGGAAGGCAGGACUUGUCACAUUUACGCCGCUAACUUGGUCGGACCGACUGAAAAUCAUGAAAGGAACUGCAAAAGGACUGGUCUAUCUGCAUGAGUUCAGCCCCAAAAAAUAUGUCCAUGGAGAUCUAAAGCCAAGUAACAUACUUCUUGGACAUGACAUGACACCCUACAUUUCCGAUUUUGGACUAGGGCGCCUCGCAAACAUCGCUGGAGGUUCACCGACCCUGCAAUCGAACCGAGUGGCUGCAGAGAAACUACAUGAAAGACAGAAAAGCUUGUCCAAUGAAGUCGCAACAAAUAUUAUUGGAAGUGGUUAUCAAGCUCCGGAAGCACUUAAAGUGGUGAAGCCAUCACAGAAGUGGGAUGUUUAUUCAUAUGGUGUAAUUUUGUUAGAAAUGAUGACAGGAAGAUUACCUAUUGUACAAGUAGGUAACUCAGAAAUGGACCUUGUUCAAUGGAUUCAGUUCUGCAUUGAAGAGAAGAAGCCUCUCUCAGAUGUAUUAGAUCCAUACUUGGCUGAAGAUGCAGAUAAAGAGGAAGAGAUGAUUGGAGUUUUGAAGAUUGCUAUGGCUUGUGUUAACAGCAGCACUGAAAAGAGACCUACAAUGAGGCAUGUACUUGAUGCUUUGGAUAGAUUGUCUGUUUCAUCUGAUUGAGAAAAUUCAGCUCAUUUGGAUAGCUUUUGGUUUUAGCUUUGUUCAUGGUUUAAGAAUGUCUUCUAAUUGCUUGAAUUUCCAAGGAGUUUCGUUACAUGUAUGAAAUAUGAAUCCUUGUAAUUGAAGCAGUAGAAGAUAAAAUGAAUUUGUUCGACAAAAAACUAACCAAUGUUUCUAAGAUUCUCCCCUUAAUUAUUAUUAUUGUUAUUAAUA